Molecule: messenger RNA, 2072 nt
Organism: Tarenaya hassleriana
Lineage: Eukaryota; Viridiplantae; Streptophyta; Magnoliopsida; Brassicales; Cleomaceae
Exons: 3
Coding region: 1277-1795 (172 amino acids)
Source: RefSeq, a predicted model, not a curated record
AUACGAUAAGAAUAAGAAAGAAGAACCAAAUCAGAGGGAAAAUUUAUCAUCGGAUCAAUGGAUUUGGCGGUUUACAGUUGCAAGGAAUCUGAAUCUGUAUCUGUAUCUAAUCCCGAUCAUUUGUACCUGCGGGAUUCUAGUUUGGAGCCGGGAACAAUGGGGCGGUCUCGUUCUCCGCCGCCGACGCGACCAAAGUUCCGGUUUGGGAAUGAGGACAAGAUCAUGUCUUUCUUCUAAACCCUAAACUACUGGCGAAUCCAGUGGAAACGGACAAAGAUCAAGUGCAGUAGCUGUGGCCGGCUCGUCGGCUACAUCUACGACGACGGUGUCAGUCAGUUCGGGUUCGGUCCGAGUCAGGUUGUUCCUCGCGCCCCUCGAUUAUCGUCUCAGACAUUAUCGGCUUUUUGGAGCAGUGAUAGAGUGCACGAAUAAUCUAUGUGCUGUGUUUCCGAUGACUUUGAUGAUGAAUCAGAUCGUUGUUAUCCACCUCUACGUGGGUUUUCUUUCGAUGAUUCGAUUGGAGAUUGAAAUUUUGAGAACGACCCAGAUGAUUGAUUCAUGUCCUCAUCAAUUUCUUGGUUUCCAUAGUGCUGGAUCUGACAUGAAUGAGAUGGUUGUUUCUCUGCCUUUAGCUGGGUUUUUCUCAUUUGUUAGAUUCAAGAACUGGGAAUUUAAUACAGACCCAGAAGAUUGCGUCAUGCUAGGAAGUUAAAGUAGAUUGCUUUUUAUGAUAUGCGGUUUGCAAAUGCCCGAUUAGAAUUGGUACAGAUGAAGGGAACACAAACUCAGUGGUUGGUUAAUGAAUCGGAAUUAGGAGGACCUUAGAAAAUGGCUUGUCGGUGGUGUGGAUAGUGACAUCCAUUCAUGUUUAAUGGCUGUGACCGAAAGCAAUGCCACUAGUUUCGUAAAAAGGAGUAUUUUGCAUUAUCCAGAACCCUAAUUGUUUAUACGUUAAAUGUUUCAGAAGAUUAGAAGUUACAACUACCAGUCUGUCUGUGGUCUUGUUCAAAUAGUUUAGUUCUCUUUUCUUACAAGACAAUCUGCAACAAACUGAAGGGCAGACGUAGCUGAUCUCUUGGUAGACUCAGUUUACCUCUUGUUGAAGGGUAGGUUUUGAUUAGUAGCUUCUGGGUUUCACUGUGGAAGCUUUCCUUCGAGGGCUCAUACCCUCUUAAAAUCUUGCGCUGCUCGUGUUGUAUAUGUGUGUAAUCCAGCAGGUGAAUUAAGACGAGGCAGAGAUUUGAAGGUCGGAGGAAAAGACUUGAGUUCUGGCACGAUGAAGCAGGUUGAGGAGGGGUCUGAGCGCUUUUGUCUGAAAAGUUCACUGGCAAUUCCUCCGCUGCUUCCUCAGCCGGGAUCCGGUGUUAGAAAGAAAGACGGAGAGAGCAUAACCAAUAAACAGAUCAAGAAGUUCUGGAGACAGAAGCAGAUCAUUGAAGAGGAGCAUAUCUUUGCUGCCAUCAAGGCUGCAGCUCGUGUCAGGGCCCGAUCGCUCUCUGUAUGGCGUUUGAUUCCUGAUGCCAGCGCGGAAGAUGACUACAAAUGCUUCGAAGAAAGCCUGGACUUGGAGAAACUGGAAAUCAUCUCCUCCAAUAACAGUCUCACGGGCAAAGAAGUUCACGUCGGGAUAAAAGACUGGUGGACAAAGAGCAGGUAUGCAUACCUGAACCAGCCUACUGCACAUGAGGGAUCUGCGGACUGUAUGGGACGAAAAAGGAGAUCUUCUUAUGUGCCAAACUGUUUCCCUUUGAAGCCUACCAUUCCUCUCUAUCCUACUUCUCUCGAUGUCUUUUGAGACAUGUUUGAAGCCUCUCCAAAUCAUUUGGUUUAGGUACUGAAACUAUAUGAUAUAUAUAUAUAUAUAUAUAUAUGUGUGUGUGUGUGUGCGCAACAAAAGCAUUUGGUUGAUGGAUCUGCACUGCGCUGCGUAAACUGUGUUCUCGUGUUUGAGCAUUUCCCGGGAAUUAUGAUAUGAUUAAAUUAAAUUGUUGCUGAAUCUGUUGAGGGAGGACUUGAGAUGGGCGAUAAGAGUUGCGAAAUACGAUUUUCAUUCGGACCUCCGUGAUUCGUUA